Molecule: messenger RNA, 1359 nt
Organism: Galdieria sulphuraria
Lineage: Eukaryota; Rhodophyta; Bangiophyceae; Galdieriales; Galdieriaceae
Product: GTP-binding family protein
Exons: 10
Coding region: 19-1257 (412 amino acids)
Cellular component (GO): nucleolus
Molecular function (GO): GTP binding
Source: RefSeq, a predicted model, not a curated record
CAUUCUAAAAGUAAACGUAUGACUCUGCGUAAAAAAUAUAAAAUACAAAGAAAAGUAAGAGAACAUAAGAGAAAGAUGAGAAAACAACAAAAGAAACAGUCUCGAACCAAAAAGCAUGAAAAAGAACUUCGUAUUCCCAACGCUUUUCCUUACAAAGAACAAAUUCUGGAAGAGUACGCUAAACAAGAACAGACAUUGAAACGAAUACGCUUGGCCAAUGUAGUUGCUAAAUUAAAGGCAACGGCGGUUACUCAGGAAGACAACAGUCAAGAUAGGGAGGAACAAAUAACCACGCAAUCAUCUCUUGAAGAUACCCAAGUAGAAGCCCAAGUAAAAGGAAAUAUUCGAAGACAUGUGAAAGAUUUCAAGCAGUUGGUAAACCAGUGCGAUAUUAUUUUACAAGUUAUUGACGCACGUGAUCCACUUGGAACUCGAAGUAUGAAAGCAGAACAAUAUAUUAUGUCGAAUUUUGGAGGAAGUAAAAGAAUCGUUUUAGUGCUUAACAAAGUGGAUAUGAUUCCUAAUUCCAUUGCAACUCAAUGGAUAGAAUACUUAUCAACAUUCCAUCCUACCGUACCAUUUUGUGCAGCACAUGAAAAAAUAAGAAAAAAGUAUACUCCACAUACGGAAAGUUUGAUGCGGCUAUUGAAAGGAUUCUUAUCGGACAAACAUCAUCAUCAUUCUUCUUCUUCAGUAAUGGUGGGAGUCGUCGGUUAUCCCAAUGUUGGAAAGAGUUCUCUGAUCAACUGUUUGCAUCGUUCUCAAGUAGUAGAAACGGGUCCGAAUCCAGGUGUUACCAAACAUAAUCAGGAGAUUGUGAUCGAUCAACAUAUUCGAUUUAUGGACUGUCCAGGAAUUGUAUUUAUGUCUCAUGAGGAAGACCAUCAUUUAUCGUUGGUUAUUCGAAAUUUUGUAUCCACUCAAAAUGUAGAGGAUCCCUUCCCUUUUAUUGAUGCUAUUAUAGACAAAGUAGGAGUUGAAAAACUAACCACACAAUAUAAUAUUCCUAUUUUUUCCACUCGUGAUGAGUUUCUUGCAUUGAUUGCUAAGAAAAGAGGCAAGUUACAAAAAGGCGGUGCUUUAGAUUUGCAAGCAGCAGCACAUUCCAUAUUAAUCGAUUGGUCACGUGGAAAGAUUCCUUAUUAUACGUCACCUCCUAAAGAUAGUUCUGCUCAGGUUUCUGCUUGUGUUGUCGAGACAUAUGGUUCUAGUAUUCCAUUGAUAAGCGGAAAGUACGAGGAAGAAGCAGCUGAAUGAAAUUUUUGUCUAUAUGAUGGCAAUGAUGAACCAACCGACUUGACAAUAGAUACUUUUUAGUGCAAGACCAAAAGUUGUAUGGAUAAAAAACUACAUGAUUUG